Salmo salar (Atlantic salmon) is the source of this 3777-nucleotide messenger RNA. RefSeq lists its product as uncharacterized. The record is from RefSeq and is a predicted model, not a curated record. NCBI's taxonomy places the organism in Eukaryota, Metazoa, Chordata, Actinopteri, Salmoniformes, Salmonidae.
GCUUUCUCACUCCUGUCACUGAUCCUAUGAACACUACCCUUGCAGCGCCACUCUCUCUCUCUCUCCACUCCCUCUCUCCCUUUCUGUCCUAUCACCUCUCUCCUAUCACCUCUCCUUCUCUCGUUCCCUUCAUUUGCAGAUGGCGGUGGAGUGAGGUGACUGAGGACUAGUAUGCGUGGAAGGACACAUCCUCCCCUUGGAGAGAAAGAGAAAACAGAGAAAGAGAGAGAGGAAGAAGAAGCAGCUGUUCUUCAGUAACAGGGUAAGAGCAGCUAACUUCAGUCUCCUGUCAUGGAUACUAACGCUGGGGAAGUGGAGGACUCAGGAGAAGAGCUUACAGUUUCAGGGAGGAAGAAGUCUCGGUUCAAGCUGCUGAAGAGUCGUCUGUUUGGCCGUCUGAAGAGGAAGGAGACUGAAGGACUGAUGAAGCAGAGCCAGUCCGCCAGUGAUGUCACUGCUGAUGUCGUAGCUCUGAGGGACGACGACUCAGAGGAUGACUGUUUGGGCGGUCCAAAUACACUGGGGUCCAGAGCUCUGUCACAUGACAGCAUCUUCCUGGCUGACCAAUCACAGAGCUCCUCUGAGCCGACGAGGGUUCUGUCUCAGGAGAACGUACACGGCAGGAUACGAGAACUGCAGCUGAAACUGCAGCGGCAGAACAUGUGUCUGGGCCCUCCCCCCUUGCUGAUCCCUGGAAAGAGAAUAGAAGAUUCCGGAGCCACCUCUGAGGAUGAUGGUUUACCCCAGAGCCCUCCAGAGAUCUUGUUCCAUGACAGAACAGCACAGGGGCCUUCCUACAAGUUCCCUGACACUCACAGGCACCAUAGCUCUCUGAGUUUAGCAGGGACAGGAAGUGAGGAGGAGGAGCAGUGCCUCUCCCAGCCCUCCUCCCGUUCUCUCUCCCCAAAUCCUGCUUCCCCCUGUGAUCCAGAGCCCUCCCCUGUAGUGGACUUCACCAGCCCAGCCCAGUACACUCCUAGCCUGGACAGCUCUGCUGCCCGUCACCGCAUGUCUGUCAAACCCAGGAACCAGAGGGCCAGUGCCAAGGGAAGGAAAGGUCCCUUGAGAGCAAGCCGACUUGGCUCAGAGAGCCUGAGUGACCUGGACCCAGACCAGCCCCUCUCUGAGAGGGAGGAAGAGCAGGAUGGAACAGAGGACGAGGACAGAGAGGAAGAGGAGGAGAGGGAGCGACCGUUCUCUUCAUCUCCAAAAGACUCUGAGGAGAAGCCCUGGCAGUCAGUACCCCCUGGUGGUCAGAAAGAGGUAUUGCAGAGACAAGAGUCCUCUGAGACAGAGGGACGAGUCACCACCAACCCUCUCUACCUCCAGGCUAUGACCUCUCCUCUACCAGAACCCAUGACCAAGACCUCCAUCCUGAAGACCCAGAGCCUGCCCACUCCCCCUUCAGCAGCAGUGGAGGAGCCACAGAAGCCCCCGGAACCUAUCCGGGUCAAACGCCCAAGAACUCUCAUCCAGGAUAAUUCAGACCAGGGAAGUCGGCCUGGGUCUACAUCUGAAAAGACCCUCUCCAGGCCUUUCAGCCCUGUCUAUGGAUCAGAUAAUGUCAAUUCCACUACAAAUCAACUGCCCUCAAAAGAGAAGCCAGAAGAGAAUAUGACCCCAGCCACCUCUAACAAGGGAGACAGGUUGAGCAGAAACACACAGGGUGUGAGCCUAGCAGACACCAGCAGCUCUACACACCACUCUGCUCUACCUACCCCUGCCCCUCGCGUUAUAAGACAAGCACAGAGACCUGCUUCUGAGAGAGAGUCUGUCAGAGAGACUACAGCAGACCCACUGUCGGGCGUUAAUGAAGAAACCUCCAAAUUGGACCUGGUGCAGAGGACUACAGGGCUACCUACUGGCCAUGAAGACACACUGCCUAGAGCAAACAGUUUCUCCACCUCCUCCUCGAGACAGUGUUCCAAGAGCGCCACUGGCAGUGCCCACACAGGGAUGAGAAACAAGGAGAUGAAUGCAGAAGGAAAAGGAGGGGAGGGUUUGGUGGCCAAGAACCCUCAUCAGGAGUCUGUCAGAAGGCAAGAGGUAAAACCAGAGCAGGCCACAUUUAAAGACCUGAAGGAAAACCAACCACAAGCCUCUCCUCAGGAGAGAAAAGUACAAACAGAGUUAGAAGUAGUGGAGGAGACAGGACUGAAGGGAGGAGAGAAAAGGGAUGGGCAGAGCGAGGGAAAUGAGGAGAAGGAGCAGGAGAGGAAGAGUACUUUCGGAGUGAAGCUGCGCACCAUUUCUCAGUCUCUGAAGUAUCGCUUGGAAAGGGACCAAGAAUUCAGGGUUAAGUGUCAUAUUGUCUCAACAACUGCAGAACCAGUCAAAGGCGAAAUUGGCACAAGUUCAAAGGUCAGGGGUGACUUGGCAAAUAAGGCUUUGAGGAAGGGCCCGUCACAAGUGUCUGACUGCCCCCCCUCAUACUCCCCUGACAGAAACAGACUCAACGAGAACCAAGAUGAUGAUGAUACUGACCUGGAAGUAGAUGCCUUUUUAGACCCAGACAAAGGCCCAUCCUCCAGACCUGCUCUGGGGCUCCCAAGAGGGGCUGAGACCCCUGGGUCUAAUGGGUUAGCUGGAUCGGAGCCUGUCUGGAUGUCCAUGGCCCGGGAAAAGACCAGGAGUCUCCAACAGCAUCUCAGUCCAGAGACAGAGCCUGGGACAUGGGGGACAGGGGGGACAACAACGCCCCAGUACACCCCAUCACCACGGCCAGCUCCAACCCCAGCCCCACAGCCUAGAUUACAACCAACAGCUCAGCCAUCAACACAACCUCCAUCACAAUCACAGCCAAGCACAAAAACCUCCUCGCAAAAACAAACAUCACCCGCAGUGGUACAACCACCAUCUCCACCAAUACCAAGCGGUAGACCAAUCCUACGGGGAAUGCAACUGACAGCUAAACUCAAAACAUUGCCUUCAGAUCAGCCUAACACACAAACAGCAUCACAACCGACACCACAAGGAACAGCUCAACAGCUGACACAACCGUCCUCCCAACCUCACAUGCCAACCAGACCAACUCUACGAGGAGCGUCUGAGAGAUCCUCCACGUCUCUGAAAAGAGCGGAGAAGAUGCCUGUGGAGAAAUGGACAGAAAGAGCGCUCCCGACUGGGACAAUGGAGGAAUCUAGCAAUGGUCAAACUGAGAUUCACAUCGCAAAGCCUGAGAUAGCUUCUUCAUCAUCAUCAUCAUCGUCACACUGGGGUCAGCCAACCUGGAUGGAACUUGCCAAGAGGAAAUCUCUGGCCUGGAGUGACAAGACUAUGGACUAAGAGAAAUGCACGUGGGUGUCUCUCUCUGUGUGUGUGUGUGUGUGUGUGUGUGUGUAUGUGUGUGUGUGUGUGUGUGUGUGUGUGUGUGUGUGUGUGUGUGUGUGUGUGUGUGUGUGUGUGUGUGUGUGUGUGUGUAGGUAAAGGGGUUCCUAAAGAGAGUAAGAAGAAGACUGAAAUAAAAUAAUGAUUUGUUGCUGACUGUAUUAUUUGAACCUACUGGAUUCAGAGUAUGAGUUUAAAACCCCUUUCCCAUUACUGUGCCUUACUCUUCUAACCAUUACAUUUUAAAAAAUACUUAUAUUUCACAUUGGCCAGACUGAUGCUAAGCUACUGUAUAUAACAACACUAAACCAAGAGGUCUGGACUUUUAUGGCACAAGAGGGCAUACUCUUGUUGGUUGCUGGUUCAAACUCCGCUUCAGUUUUUUCACUGCUUUUGACAUAUCACUCCCUGCUAGAUCCCUGUUGUCUGGAAUAAAUAUACUGUAAAUUA